Molecule: messenger RNA, 1587 nt
Organism: Aspergillus pseudotamarii
Lineage: Eukaryota; Fungi; Ascomycota; Eurotiomycetes; Eurotiales; Aspergillaceae
Product: NAD(P)/FAD-dependent oxidoreductase
Exons: 3
Coding region: 131-1399 (422 amino acids)
Cellular component (GO): cytoplasm
Molecular function (GO): electron-transferring-flavoprotein dehydrogenase activity; flavin adenine dinucleotide binding
Source: RefSeq, a predicted model, not a curated record
CAUCAAUCCGAGCUCCGAGACUUAUCACCGACUCUUAAACCCCAGCAUUCGCCCUCCCUGACGCCUAGACUUACUGAUGCAAACAAAGAACUAAAACACAACUCGGGAUGAUGCUCAUAGUCUUGUCAUCAUGUUAACCAAACUGCUACUCAUCUGUAAGCUCUUUGGACCUAUCUUCGGUCAGAUAGUCGCCAACUUGAGACAGGCGGUUGCAACCCGCUUACACCGACUCACGUACCGCGCAGUCGAGCGUCCGCGCAACGUUGUCGUUGUUGGCGCUUCUUUCGCUGGAUAUCACGCAGCUAAAUGCCUUGCUAGUUCGCUCCCAACUGGGUAUAGAGUUGUGGUUAUCGAGAAGAAUACUCAUUUUCAAUUGACCUGGGUUUUGCCCCGGUUUAGCGUGGUGAAUGGCCAUGAACAUAAGGCUUUCAUUCCUUAUGGGCCUUACCUUGGUUGUGUUCCCGAAGGUUCUUAUCAGUGGCUUCGUGAUGGCGUUGAGCGAAUUGUACCCGGUGAGAAUGGACAUACUGGAAAGGUAGAGCUCGCAUCCGGUGAUGAUAUGGAAUUCGAUUACUUGGUGCUUGCGACUGGGGCGUCGGGAGCACUUCCGUCGCGAGUGCCAGCCGGGACCAAACAGGAAGGAAUAGAACAACUACUGGCUGAGCAGGAAAAACUCCGAGCUGCCACGAAUGUGGUCAUUGUUGGUGGUGGAGCUGCGGGAAUUGAGCUCGUGGCAGAUGCGAAAUCACUAUAUCCUGAGAAAAACGUCACGUUAGUUCAUUCUCGGAAGGCAUUGCUGGGUCGGUUUGGUCCUAGACUCGGAGAAAAGGCAUUGCAAGCACUUGAAGAGCUGGGAGUACGGACUAUAAUGGGUGAAAGAGUGCUUAGUGACAAGGCAGAAGCCGGGUUUGUCAAGUUGGGCUCAGGGGAAGCUCUCGCAUGUGAUUAUCUGAUAAAAUGUGUUGGUCAACGUCCCAACUCCAAGUUAAUACAGGCGUUGUCGCCCGAGUCAGUCUCCGAGACAGGUCAUGUCAAAAUUCGCCCUACACUUCAGCUAGCAGACACGUCCCUCAAUCAUAUCUAUGCUGCCGGGGAUGUGGUAGAUAUGGACAAUAUCAAAAAUGGUCGAGCAGCAGUGCAGCAGGCGCAGUCUGUGGCACAGAAUAUUGUGCGAUCCAUCAAAUCGCAAAAUCAGCUCGAGUAUCGCCCGCAGUGGUGGGAGGGAAUGACGAAGCUACACGUAGGACUGGGGAAAGCAUUGGUUUGGAUGGGUGAUGGUUCAGCCGAAAUAAUCAUGUCCGUGAAGUGCCGAGCGGAGGAGUUGGACAGCGCAAAGGUGUGGAAGUUUUUCGGGGUGAAGCCAUACGUGGAUGUGGGAUAUGAACUGAAAAGGGAUUGAAGUAUACGGCCAUGCCUGAGGUAUACGUCCUCUGUACGUGAGCAUGGGAGACUUCUGUCUUGACUUUGUUUGAAAAACGUAUUGCAAAGCAGGUUACUGGCUUACAUUUAUAAGAAAUAACUGUUUGUCUGAUUUGCAACUCAUGGGUAAUGGUAGUGAAUAAUGCUGAUGUAGUGGGCAAUAUUAGC